Schistosoma curassoni is the source of this 7038-nucleotide messenger RNA. The record is from the annotation of a GenBank genome assembly. NCBI's taxonomy places the organism in Eukaryota, Metazoa, Platyhelminthes, Trematoda, Strigeidida, Schistosomatidae.
AUGGAUAUAAAAGCCGAGUUGUUUUUCUUGGUAGUGAAGCUGUUAGAAGAUGAGGGGUGUGAUAUUGCGGCUGAGUCUUUGAAAAGAUUCAUUGACGAUAAUAAACUGUUGCCUUCUCGUAUCAACACUGUCGGUGUCCCAUUUGACAACACAUUUGAUAACUAUAAUAGCCUUCACAAUCUAAGCAAGCCGUCUGUUUUAGUUGAAUAUUACCAGCUGCUGGUAAAGUUAGUGCAUGAUAGUAACAGAUGUGCUUCCCACCUAAAAACCCUAAUCGGAAUUCAAAAUAAAUUUGAAAAAUCUUUCAGCAUAAGGCGCACAGAUCUUCAUAUAGUCUCGAAAGAUCACAAAAAAUUACGGAGGCCUUUAAUAAACCACUUGCAUCAGCAUUCAAAGUUGCAGUUCCACAUUCUUGCUCACCGUACGGCAAUUUAUUGUUUAGAGUUUGAUAAGCGUGGGAAUUACGCUUUCACAGGAUCCGACGAUUACACCAUUAAAAUCUGGUCUGUAAAAGGAUCAAGUACACCGUCAUGUACCCUACGCCACACUCUUCGAGGUCAUGUUGCUGAAAUAAUUGAACUAACUGUAUCUAUCGAUAACCAUUUACUCGCAUCAAUAGAUUCCAACUGCUGUCUAGUAAUAUGGUGCCUGAAAACUGGACAACCAGUAGUAGCUGUUCGUGGAUCACGUAAUAAUCGGGUACUGUCUGGUCUCGCUUUCCUCAAUGUACCUAAAACAUUGGAGCCAAUGAACAAAGGUUCAUCGAAUUCGAAUGAUGUUAAUCAUCCUUCUGGUAUGCUCAUAGUAUCAUCCUUUGGUGGUUAUCUUCACAUCAUACCUUAUAUUCACACCGUUUAUCAUGCUCAUCGUGACGAUGAGUUCGGUAAUGUAGCUAAUCAUUCUGAAAAUAGAUGGAUUUGUUGUGCUGUCCAACUACUUCCUACGAUUCGUUUUACAACAGCUCCUGAAGGUACACCAAAUAUAUAUUGGCCAUCCAUUGCAUGUAUUGAUGUCAGUCCUGGUGGACUCUUAGUUGCAGCCGGUUGUUCAGAUCAACGUAUUCGUUUGUAUCAGUUCAUGAAUCCACUCAAACCCGAACCAGCUGGUGUACUGGCUGCUCAUGAGGAAAGUGUCAAUAGCGUAGCAUUCAGUCAUUCUGGUUUAAAAUUGGCCACCGGCAGUUCAGAUGGUGGAAGUUGUUGGCUUUGGAAAUUUCAAGCAGGUCAAUGGAGAAGUAUGACGUUACUAUUUCGUAAAAGGGUGAAAUGUCGACCUUGUCUUUUAAUUUGGUCAAUACAUGAUCAAUACUUAAUUGCUUCAAUGAAGAAUGGAUCAGUUUAUAUAUAUUUUGGUCAUAGUGGGCAAUUGGUCACCAUUAUUGAAGGACAUGAAGGUGCAAUUCACGCUGUAUCACCAUCACCAUUUGAUGAGAAUAUUUUAGCUACAGGUGGAGUUGAUGGUCGUUUUCAACUGUGGAAUAUUUCAAAUCUUCGGCGUUUUCAACAAAACCCACAACAUGAUGAAGAUAAUCACCAAUCAAUAGAUAAACCUUUAUUAUUCCAUUAUCGAUUUCCUCCUGGUGAUUUAGAUAUCAUACAAGGAUUAGUAUGGCGUUUUGACAAUCCACCAGAUGAUCAACCUAUAUGGUCUGGUGCAAAUACAACUGCAGUUAAUCGUAGAACUACUCGUGAUAACCUACAAUUAUCUGCAUUAGAUCAGUCAAAUCACACAAUUGAUUUGCUAACUGACAAUACUACUAAUAGCACUGUUAGUAGUAGUAACAAUUAUGCUAAUAGUGCAUCUUCUCAUCGUGCAUUGACAGGAUCUCGUUCUCAGUUGAAUAAUACUGCUACUAGAACAAGUUCAUUGUCUAGUACAAAAAUGCAAAGGAUAACCGCUUGUCGUGCAAUACCUACCAUUGAAGGUGUUGGAUUUCUUGUGGUUACUAAAAGUGGUGUUAUGUCUUUAUUCUCUCCGGCAGACGAGUCUACAACAACUGAUUCAUCAUGUAAAUAUAAUAUACAGCCAUCACCAGUUGAUGAACAGUUUCUUCAUUGGGAAUUGGAUACAGCGGAAUGGAGAGAAGUUGUACCCGAUCCUAGUAGUAGUAAUACUACUAAUAACGAUAGUAAUUUUAAUUCUAACGUACUUCGUAUCUAUGAAAAUACUCUACAGGCGUUAGGAAGUCCACCAGCUCAACAGUCAGCUAAUUCACCAUCAAACGGUCGAGUUAAUUUAUCACGAGAAAAUUCACAAAAUAAUCAUCAUAGGGAAUUAAUUAAUAAUCAUAACAAUGAAAAUGAUAAUAAUAAUUCUGGUCGAAUCAUUCGUUAUAGACCUCCUCCAGCUGUACUAUAUGAAAUUAUACAUGCACCUAGCGGUGUACCAUUUCAUCGAUUACCACCGGGUUAUUUGACUAAUUUAAGAGGAUUCCCAUAUCCAUCAAAACGUCAGUUACAAAUACCAGGUCGUAGUCAUUUAAUACAACCAUCAGAUUUAUUACCAUCAGUCGCAUUAGAUGAAGAAACUGGUGAAGAUAUUGUUGUGGAUGAUAUUCAAUUUUGUUCAAAUGUUCCAAUUGAUUAUUGUCCAACACCUGAAUUAUCUAGUACUCAACCGAUUUAUGGUAAAAAUUAUCUAUGGUGUUCACCAUGGUUAACUAAUAAAACACCAUUGAUAGAACCUUUGGAUUCAAAUGAAUUGAAUUUAAAGUUCGUUGAACAGCAACAACGUUAUGAAGAUGAAAGAAACUUCUUUUCUGCCGGUGGUGAACCUGUUGUGUCUUUUGGAGACGAGUUUAAUAGUUCAAAACAUUCAACUGAACAAAUUAUUAUUAUGCAACCAGAACGUAAUUGUUUCCGCCAAUCACAAAUAUCUUGUCAAAAAUCCUCUUCUCUUUCAUCAUCAUCAUCAUCAGUACAUUACAAUAAUGAAAGUAAUCAUAUAACCACUAAUCUGUCAUCAACUAUUAUUAUCAAAGAAAAUAAAGAAACAGAUGCAUCACUGGUGAAAAAUCAUUGUUCAAAUCAAUUAAAUAAUAUUUCCGAUGAUAUAUUGAAUGAAUCGAACAGUUCCAGUAUUGCUGGUCCAUCAUUUCUCCAUACAUAUUUAAGGAAGACAAGAAAUGAAGUAAAUUCGACUAAGACUCUACGUGUAUCAACUAGAUCUGAAACAGUACCUCAAAAUAAAUCAAAUCAAAUUUCAAACUCGAUUUUAUCUCCGAUGGAUGAACAAGAUGAUGCUGAUGAUCAAGAUGAUUCAUCUGAAGAAUCUGAAUGGUCAGCUCAUAUCGAUGUUGAUAUUGGCUGGUGGAGUCGGCAACGUCGUCGAAGAACUAGACGUCAAGUUAACACAAAUGAUGUAUUAGCUUCCAAUGAUACUGAACAAUUGAGUUCAAACAUUUUGAAUCUUACAGAGAUGGAUCUUGAUAAUGAUGAAACAAAUGAAGAUCUAACUUCUUUUUAUGAUGUUGGAGAAGCAUCUCUUUCUUCUGGUCAUACAGACACAAAUCAAAAUGGACCAACUACUGAAGGAAGUAUCCGACGAUCUUUACGUCAACAACGUCGUCUUUUAGUAAAAAGAAGACUAAUGCGAGAAGCUAAAAAAGCAGAAGCAAGAGCUGCUCGUGCAGAAAUCGAAAAGAAAUGCUCUGUUGCUCGUAGAUCCAGACGUUUUCUCAAUCUAACAAGUGAUGAUUACAGUAGAAUAGAUGAAGAUUCCACUAGCCGGGAUACAUGUAUACCAGAAUCUUCUAGUCAUAGUCAAUCCACAGAAGCAAUUACACCUAUUCCCAUUGAUACAUCUUCUAAAAGAGAACGUCUUAAACGACGUUUAAUUCGUAGUCUUGAUUAUGCUGUGAUGUUAAUCACUAAUGGUAUUCGGACUUGCAGUAGAUUACCGUUAACUCGAAUACCGUUAGAUUGUUAUCUAUCUCCUGAAUGUGAAGGUCAUGAAGAAGAAUUAAAUAAAAAUCACUUCAUUCUUCCAAAUACUGAUGUUAAUCAUUGGGAUGGUCCUUAUUUCGAUUGGUUAUCUACUGUUCGACCAUCAGCUUCCCCUUAUCUACCUCAAACUGGAGAUCGCGUCGUCUAUUUAUAUCGUGGUCAUCAAGAUUAUUUAUCAAAAGCUUGGGAAUGCGGCAAUCUACCAUUAAUGGGUAAUUUAGAUCAACAAAAAACAAAUUCUCCCCCUUCCUUACCUUGGACUACUUGGCCUGAUUUACCACAAUUUCUGUGUUGUUCAGUGCAAAAAAUCACUUAUCAUAUUGUACGUAUAGCUGGUAAUUAUUAUCAUCCAUCAAAUGUUUCACGUUCAUCAUCAUCAUCCAUUUCAUCAGCUGUACAUUUAAAGAAAAGGAGUAGAAAAUAUUUAAAUACUAAACUUUUACGACAAUCAAAACAAUUAAUUAAUUUGAAAGAUCUAAAAUUAUCUUAUCAUAAAGAAUAUAAGUCAACUAAUCUAGCUUCUACUUCUUCCUCUUCUAAUACUACUAAUACUACCACAACGUCUUCAUCAUCAUACAAUAAUGAUUACCCCAUUGCAUCGACUAGUCUCAGUUGUGGUAAUGCUUAUUCUUCAUCAUUAUCAUCAGAUGAUGGAGAUAGUUUUGUUCGACUUAUCACUUUACAGUUACAAAUUGAAGAGAAUCAACCUUAUAGAAAAUUAUCAUGUGGAAAAAUCAAUACUGAACAUUCUAAACAUUGUCAUGAUGAGAAACAACAAUAUCCCUCGAAUAUUAUUCAUGUUACUUAUCAUGAUGUAGAUGGAAUCUUAGAAUUUAUUAUACUUCGACGAAUAUUUGAUGCAUCAUUAAAACAGAAAUGGAAACCAGGUGAUAUGUUUAUAUGCCCUGUUGGUGGUGAUUCGUGGUGGCGUGGUCUCGUAAUUCGAAAUCUUUCAGACGAUGAUUUAUCAACAUUACAACCUAGUACUUCCCUAGUAGAAAUUAAUAAUGCAAUGCAUUUUUUAAACACUACAUAUUUAGUUCGUUGGUUGGAUGAGAAUGAACCAUGCUAUGAUGGUAUUACUAGUAGUGGUAAUGGCAAUAACACAAUCAAUGAUAACUAUUCACAUAAUUUAUUAGCUUUAUCAGAAACUAACCACACUGGAUCCCUAAAUAAAUUACCAGAUAAUAUUGAUCAUGUUAAUUCAUGGGAUAUGUAUAAAUGGUAUGCAGAAUCUGCUGAUAUUGAUAACCGGUCAACUAAUGCAACAGACUCAGAAUUUACAUUAUAUGGUGGUUUAGUUGAUGGUUAUGUACAUAUUUCUCAUGAACAAAUAUGUUUAUUAUAUGGUACUUCAAAAUUUUGGGAUACAACUAAUCAUUCAACUGCCUAUCUUGCAGAAAUUAAACGUCUCGUUGAGUGUAUAACUCAGAUUAUGCAAUUAGAUAUAAGUGAACAAUUUAUUAAUCCAGUUGAUUUAGCUGCUUACCCGGAUUAUUUAUUUAUUAAUGUUUAUCCAGUUGAUUUAAAUUUUAUAUUAAAUCGUUUAUUAAAUGGUUUCUAUCGUCAAUCUAUAUCAAUUCAAUCAGAUUUUUUACAAUUACUUGAAAAUACUAAACGUUAUAAUUUACCAGGAUCAUCAAUUGUUAAAAAUGCUCAAUACGUUUAUGAAUUAGGCUUGUAUUGUAUAGAAAAUAAAGUGACAUGUGAUGAAGUUUUACGCCGAUAUAAGCUUCUCACUUCUACCAAUAUACCUUCUGCAAAUUUGGAGAACAGUGGUCAAAUCACCGCAACAACUUCAUCGAAUUCAUUUAAUGAUAAUCUAACUGUUGAAAAACGUACCCGAACCAAGAUAUGUCAUAUUGAUAGAAAGGAAAAAAUUGUAAAUAAAUGUUAUUCUUCUAAGCAAAGGAGAGAGAUUCACCGACGAAGGUCAUUAAGAUUGAACCAAUCACUGUCCAAACGUUCAUAUGGUGUGUAUUUUAAUGAUGAUGAUGUGAGUAAUAAUUCAAACGAAUUAAAUAAACAUCAAAGACAUUUUCAAAUGGGAAGAAGAAUAUCUACAAGAAAGAAAAUUUUGACAAAUAAUAGUUCAGUUACUUGUGGUUCUUCAUGGAUUUCUGAUGCUUUGAAUCUUAUCCAAGAACUGUUGAAUCAUCGUAGAAGUUUUUAUUUUCGUGUACCAAUUGAUCCUUUAGAAUAUCCAGAUUAUCAUAGUAUCAUUGAACGUCCAAUGGAUUUAUCUACUAUUCAAAAGAAACUCAUAAAUACUCAAUCAAGUUUGCAUUCACCAUUAUCACCACCACCAACAACAACAAAAUAUCAUAUUCGUAGUCGUAUCCAACAAGAAUAUAAUCCUAGCGAUUUGUUAUUCGAUUUAAAUUUGAUAGUAACUAAUGCAAAAUUGUAUAAUACUGAUCCUGAUACUCAAGUGUUUGAUGAUACUUUAUGGUUAGAAAAUUGGGUUAAUGAUGUAAUGACACCUAAUUUGUUACGAUUUAUUGAAUGCUUUGAUAAUUAUGAUACAUCUUCUUGUACAAAAAUGAAAUUGGAGGCAAUUUCUCAUCAAGACAUGAAACAUGACAGUCAUUCUAGACGGCGUUCAUGUUCAACACGAUCUGGUAAUACUUCUAAUGAUGAAAAGAGCUACAUGAUAAAUGAUGGAACAUCAUGGCUAUCAUCACCAGCUUGUAUUAACACUGCAACAUCUUCGAUGACAUCUUUCACAACAGUACGUACUUCUAGUGGUCGAGUUGUUAGACCUCCACCUCGUGGUUCACAGGAUCUAUGCCCAACUUUUUCCGAAGAUUAUGAUCAAAAAUAUAAUUGUUCAUUUGAGCAAAAACAAACUCAUCAAAGAAGAAGAAAACUGACUUCAUAUUCUUCAGGGAAUAAUACACAUUCUGUAAAUAAAUUAUAUUCCAGACAUACAAACAAAAGACGUCGUCGUAUUACAAAUCAGUCGAAAUCAAUAAGAAUGUCAAAUUCUUCAGAUCUAUCGAAUGCAUCUCUUCGUCGUAGUGCACGUAAAAGAAAAAUUGUUUCUAGUUUUAGUCAUUUCUAUGGAUCAGAAGGAAAUGAUGAAUUUGACUGA